Mya arenaria is the source of this 1379-nucleotide messenger RNA. RefSeq lists its product as uncharacterized. The coding region runs from base 59 to 421 and encodes 120 amino acids. Lineage: Eukaryota; Metazoa; Mollusca; Bivalvia; Myida; Myidae. The record is from RefSeq and is a predicted model, not a curated record. The transcript is spliced from 4 exons.
UUAAAGUUGUAGGCGCUUUUAAGGUGAUGCACACUGACUGAUAUUUCACUUCGAGCGAAUGUUUGGUAAAAUGGCUGACGUUAUUGUAAAGUUAUUUAAAGGUUUAAUGUGGAUUGUCCUGAUUACUUUAAGUGUGCAAACUGUUGUCUCGGCAGAGAAGAAAUGUGUACAGACAGUAUGCGAUGUAAAGGGCGGUUAUUGUUGCGCUGGUAAUCUGAAUUCUACAGCCGCAGUUAAACCGUGUUGCUGCACGUCAGAUCCAACCAGAGGUUUCUCCAUAUUCUGUUCACGUUCUAACCAUUCAUCAGUCACAUUGGCCUGGGAUUGGAUUGUGCUCAUCGUGGGUGUUGUUUUGAUCAUCGUUGGUGUUGUGGGAUACCUCAUCUACAGAAGACGAAGACGUGCCUAUGCUUCCAUAUAGUCGGCACGUUUCAAGAAUAUUAUGAAUAACGUAGGACUGCGAAAACCUAAUCCAAAUAUACAAUAAAACUUAACAAGAGCAGCACCGAACUAUCAAAGAUCUACACACAAAACUUUCAACUGACCACCCAUUAACUAUUACAGGACAACCCAGAACUAACCCAUAACUGCCACAAAACACACAAAAAAAACUCUGAACUAUCACAUAUCUACCAUAUAACGCACACAAUUUACCACGGACCCAGCCUUUAACUUUACCAGAACUAUCAAGAACAAUCCACGACCAGGACUCCAACAAUUUAGCUCUUAAAUACACCAAGAAGAACCACUGAACACAUUUGUCACCAUGACUUCCACUGGACACCAAGGUUUACCCUUCUCUUAAGACUUCCGCACGGCGCACACAAUUCACAGUAUUCAAGGACCAACCCAAUAAUACCCUCCAGCUACCGCAGGACACUGAUGUAUUGAUGCACGUUACACCGGGACGCCCCAAAAUUAUGCAAUUUUAGAAUAUGCAUGCAUUUACUCUUGAUUGACAUUUAAAAACGCCAAAAUGUGUUAUAUACUUUUGCAUAUAAGCUAUGUUCACCAUUUUGGUAUUCUAUUGUGUUGCUUCAGUUAAUUUUUCUGCAGAUCAAUCUGCACCAAAAUAGGCUAAAAGUUGAGUUUUUAUUUAUUAAAAGAAAUGAAACUAAUAUAAUUGGCUCUUACAAUAUCUUUAGUGUCAGAUAUGUUCCCUAAAAUCCAGUGUUGGAAUAUUUUUCUCUUUUUAAGAUUAAGAUCAUGGGCGUCUUUUGAAUUUUGUCUUCUUGAUUAAAUAUAUAAUUUAUUAAUGCUAAGCAUUUUAAACGCGUUUAUGCUAGAUAUGACUUUAUUUCAGAUCGUUAAUCGAAUAUUUGUAAAGAAAAAGUGUAUAUAGAAUAAAUACAUUUUUCGAUUUAACCUUAAAUCAUAGU